Molecule: messenger RNA, 847 nt
Organism: Ctenocephalides felis (cat flea)
Lineage: Eukaryota; Metazoa; Arthropoda; Insecta; Siphonaptera; Pulicidae
Product: chymotrypsin-2-like
Exons: 5
Coding region: 20-832 (270 amino acids)
Biological process (GO): proteolysis
Molecular function (GO): serine-type endopeptidase activity
Source: RefSeq, a predicted model, not a curated record
UCACAGUUUAAGUGUAAAGAUGCGCGUGUUUGUCGGUUUAAUCAUCUUUAUAUCAGCGACAUGUGUUUUCGGCCAAAGUACUUCCAAUGACCACACCAGAAUUGUUGGAGGUGCAGACGCCGCUCCUGGUUCUGCUCCAUUUCAAGUAUCUUUAAGAGAUAAAUUCUUGAAACAUUUUUGUGGUGGAUCGAUUCUUAAUGAAAAAUGGGUUCUUACUGCUGCACAUUGUCUAGUCGCAGGCCGUUUGAGUUCCAUCUACGUCGGAUCCAACAAACUAAACAAAGGAGGUCGUUACUAUGAUGUCAAAAAAUAUAUUGUACAUGAAGAAUAUAAUCCUAAAACCUUAUACGCCGAUAUUGGGCUCAUUGAAGUAGACGAAGAAAUCCAAUUCAACAAUUUAGUAAAACCGAUUCCUAGACGAAAAGAAGCAUUAGUAGGCAAGGAGUCAGUCACAGCUUUAGGUUGGGGGUUAACGAAGCACGAUGGAAAAAAUUCACCGAACAAUUUGCAAAAAAUUGAACUUGAAACUCAAACCAAAGAUAUGUGCGAACUCAGGGGAGGAGUAGAAGCUAAUUCUCACAUAUGCACUUAUACGGGCGAAGGCAAAGGCAUUUGUUUCGGCGAUUCAGGAAGUGCUUUGACUUACAAGGAUGAGCUCGUAGGUGUGUCCUCUUUCAUUUUAAUGAAGUGCGCCCACGGUUUUCCUGAUUUCUUUGCCAGCGUUGUCUUCUUCAAUGAUUGGAUUGAUAAUCAUAUCAAAUUGUGUUACAAAUACUUGGGCGAUAUACAGGCUCGUAUAGCAGAGUCACUCUUGCGGGAAACAAUCAGGUAAAGAAACUUUUGCAGG